This is a messenger RNA of Penicillium soppii, 300 nucleotides long. RefSeq lists its product as uncharacterized. Gene Ontology annotation, molecular function: endopeptidase inhibitor activity. Bases 1 to 300 code for a protein of 99 amino acids. Lineage: Eukaryota; Fungi; Ascomycota; Eurotiomycetes; Eurotiales; Aspergillaceae. The transcript is spliced from 4 exons. Gene Ontology annotation, biological process: vacuole fusion, non-autophagic. The record is from RefSeq and is a predicted model, not a curated record.
AUGAGGUAUUCUAUUGCUGCUGCAUUGCUGACCCUGCCACUGGCUUUGACUGCAUCACUCAAGUCCGUCGUCAUUACUUUCCCUAAUGGAACGCCUGAAUCGGUUAUCACCCAGGCCAAAAACUCCUUGGUGGCUUCAGGUGGUGUGAUCACUCAUGAGUAUCAUCUGAUCAAUGGUUUCGCUGCCGAGGCUCCCGCCAGUGCGCUGCAGACCCUCUCCACGCAAGAUGCGAAAUACAACCCCAAUAUUGAAGAGGAUAAGAUUGUGAAUGCGAAUGGAGAAUAUAAAGCUGGAUUCUAA